AUGGUCCGGUCUCCCAAACCGGACAGGUCGAAGGUGCAGGAGAUAAGAUGGUUAGGAUAUGGUAUUCUGGAAAAGAGGAAUUAUAGCUUUUAUUACAGCUGUCAUGACUCGCAACAUCAGUUUGGCACGGGUUUUGUUGUGUCCAAAAAGUUAAGAGAGAGAGUAGUGGACUUUGUGCCGGUGAGUGAACGAAUAUGUAAAUUAAGAUUGAGGGGUAAGCUACACAAUAUUAGUAUUAUUUGUGUACAUGCACCUACGGAGGAAAAACCUGAAGUUGAGAAGGAUGGUUUUUAUGACAGGCUGGAAAAUGUCUUCUCUGGAUGUCACUCAAAUGACAUUAAAAUGGUGGUUGGAGAUUUUAAUGCCAAGGCUGGGAAAGAUCAUAGCUUGAAGGAGUUUAUAGGAAAUAAUAACCUUCAUGAUGAUUUCAACGAUAAUGGCACAAGACUGGAAGAUUUUGCUUCUGCAAAUGAUCAAGUUGUUGGAGGAACUAUAUUUCCUCAUAAAAAUGUGCAUAAGCAUACUUGGAGGUCUCCAGAUGGCCUGACAUUUAAUCAGAUAUAUCAUAUUUUGAUUGACAAAAGACAUCGAAGUAGUCUAAUUGAUGUGCGCAGUUAUAGAGGGGCAAAUGUGGACUCUGACCAUUUUUUGGUGCUGUCUAAAGUGAGAGCUAAGAUUAGCAGAUUAUUCACAAGGAGGGAGCGCAAGGAGGUUAAGAAAUUAGAUUACAAUGAAUUAAAGAAACCUGAAACCCUAAAGAGAUAUAGGAAUUGUUUAAAGGAAAGUUUUACCAGUAGAGACUAUGUAGAAAAUGAAAGACGCCAGUGGAAGGAUGUCGUCACGGUGAUUAACAAUGCAGCGAAUGUGACCAUACCAGAGCUUAAGAAAAAUAAAAGGGAAAAUGGCUGGUAUGAUGAGGAGUGUGAAGAACUGACUAAUAGAAAAAACCAAGCUUACAGGGUUAUGAUUGGAAGACACUCUACUAGAAAUUCAGCUGAAUUAUAUAAGGAGUUGGGAAGGGAAGAAAAAAGGAUGCAUAAGAAAAAGAAAAGAAUCUUUAUGGAAAACAAAUACGGAGGAGAAAAUAUGGAGACCCAGAGAGAAGCACGAAAAUUUUAUCAAUUGGUUAAUGAUAUUAGGAAAGAUUUUAACUCUAGAACUACAACUAGCAGAAAGAGAAAUGGUGAAUUGACUUGUAAUAACACAGAAACAAUGAUUAGAUGGAGAGAGCAUUUUAAAGAGGUGCUGUUUGGUAAUGACAGCCCGGUUGAUGAAGCUGUUACCUUUGAAGUACCUAGUACCCUAAGACAAACACAAAAUAUGCCUGUACCUACCUUAAGGGAAUUGGAGUAUACCUUAAAAAAUCUUAAUAGAAACAGGGCCCCUGGCCCAUAUGGCAUUAAAGCCGAGCUACUUAUUGUCAAUGCACCGGAGUUGAACAAUGAGCUUUUAAAGAUCAUUAGUGAUGUGUGGAACCAGGAACAGAUGCCCAUUGAAUGGGAAGGGAGUUCAAUUUUCACCAUCCACAAAAAAGGAGACAGGCUGGACUGUCGCAACUACCGUGGUAUCACACUUCUGAAUGUGGCUUUUAAGAUUUUUUCGAACAUCCUAUUUCGUAGACUUCUUCCGUAUGUUUUAAAAGUUGUAGGAAACUAUCAAUGUGGCUUCCUGGAGGGGAAGUCUACCAUAGACCAAAUUCACUCCAUAAGACAAAUCCUAGAAAAGACCAAGGAGUACGGAAUUGAUACCUACCAUCUGUUCAUUGACUUCAAAGCAGCAUAUGAUUGUAUCAACAGGAAUAAAUUAUUCGAGGCGAUGUACGAAUUCGGAAUCCCUCCUAAGCUUAUCAAUCUUGUCAAAAUGACUUUGGGAAGCGUAAAAUGCAGAAUUAAGACCAUGUCUGAAGUAUCGGAGGUGCUCUAUACAGAGAGAGGCCUCAGACAAGGAGACUCUCUGUCUUGCAUUUUGUUCAAUUUAGCCCUUGAAAAGGUUAUACGAGACUCAAGUAUCAACACUAGAGCCACAAUCCUGCAGAGAACUAUACAGAUAUUGGCAUACGUGGACGAUAUCGACAUCGUUGGGCGAAGAAAACAGGAUGUGAUCGAGGCAUUUGUUGCCCUUGAGAACGCUGCCAAGGAAUUGGGCUUGACUGUAAACGAGGAAAAAACUAAGUUUUCGGUUGCGAGCACUAGAAUACAAGAUGUGCAGCCGCUUAAUAUUAGAAACUAUACUUUUGAAGGAGUCACCCAGUUUAAAUGCUUGGGUGCACUUAUUACCAAAUUUAUUUUCUCUGCUAGAGGUUUGUACAAGCGAACAUCUGGUUUGGAACUUCCUCAUGAAUUUCAGAUGAAAGAAGCUACACAACUUCAUAUACAUAGAGGACUGCGUGAAAAGUGCCUUAUGUCUGGACACAGAGGAAAAAGAUACAACACAAGAGAAGGAACCAACAGCCAGGACACCGGCGGAAAUAAAACCCACGACCUCCGGCUUUCAAGACGAAGCUUCUACUACGGAUCCCAGAUGCAACUUAUUUAA
This is a messenger RNA of Uloborus diversus, 2535 nucleotides long. RefSeq lists its product as uncharacterized. The record is from RefSeq and is a predicted model, not a curated record. Bases 1 to 2535 code for a protein of 844 amino acids. NCBI's taxonomy places the organism in Eukaryota, Metazoa, Arthropoda, Arachnida, Araneae, Uloboridae. The transcript is spliced from 4 exons.